Messenger RNA from Fusarium oxysporum Fo47, 1502 nucleotides. RefSeq lists its product as uncharacterized. The record is from RefSeq and is a predicted model, not a curated record. Lineage: Eukaryota; Fungi; Ascomycota; Sordariomycetes; Hypocreales; Nectriaceae. The coding region runs from base 324 to 1280 and encodes 318 amino acids. The transcript is spliced from 4 exons.
UUCAUAACCUAUCAAGUAACCAUAAAUCCUAUUUUAACCUGUAUUCUUCUAUAUGCACACGCAUAAAUUGCUCUGUAGUACAUGCAUACCCUACCUAUACUCUAUCUAUCUGCCUGUUUGCUACAACCCCUCCACACCUACGGUUUAAACAAACUGCCAACAUAACUCAGCCAAUCGUUUUAAGAACGCUUCCUAAUUCUGACGUAUUCACCGACUCUCAUCAUAUACUUUCUUUUGACGCUCUAUUCUUUCUCUGAAAACGUUUAUCAGUUGUAUCUUAUAAUUUAUAAGAACAACCAAGUGAUAUAUACAAGGAAAGCAUCAUGGCGUCUCCACCACCGAACACCGCUGUUCCCCGCAGCGACUCGCCAACAAGAUCCCCGCGAUCAGCUUCGAUAUCGUUGCAAGCAGCCGCGACCAUGAAUGCUGGACUUCAACACGAAUCUCCACGAAGAUCGUCAAGCAGCUCCAUCUCUCGAAACCAACACUCCCCAAAUACCGGUCGACGACGUUCCGCCGUACUCAUGAACCUACAACUUAACGACCCUUCCGUGCCUUCGCCAGGCGAGAUGGUCAACGAACCGUCUGGCCUACGGACUGCGAGCCCGCAACCUCUUUCUGGAUCUCCCCUGACGGGUGAUCCCCGUCAUCAUAGAGCACCCAGCCUGGGUGAACUGCAUCAAGAGCUUGAGGCAGAGCAAGAAGCUCAUGUGAAUCGCCUCUUGCAGAUGAUCCGACAGCAGCAGCUCGAACUCCAGCGCCUUCAAGCUGCCAACCCCCAUAACCAGAACCAGAGCUCGGCUGUAGAGGAUAGCUCUGCCAUUUCCGAGCGGUCAGGUCACGGAACCCCCCACGCCUCCAGCUCUCAUGUCUCGAUCCCUCCUGUUCCAACCGGCGGAUCUGGUUCUCGCUCCAAUAGCUAUCGUCACCCUCGAAGCUCGUUCGAUCUCGCCCGUGCCGACCUCCAACGACGAUCUCGAACACCCAGUCGUAGUGGUGCCUCCCCACGACUUCGCGCAACUUCCAUAGGUGGAAAUAGUGAGGAUUUGGUUCUGGGUGGUCGCGAUGAAAGCGCAUUUUAUCAGGCUGAGACACAGAUGCUGGUUCGUGAGAACCAGAUGCUUCGUCACAGAGUACGAGAGCUAGAGAAACAACUGACGGACCUCGGGACUGGGUCGCCGGCUCCUCAUGAGCCACCUCACCACUCAAACCUCACAAGAUCUUCUACGACAGUAGAUAAGGAGGAAGACAAGUCCAUCGCCGAGGAAGCCAAACCUUGAAGAAGCUGGCUCAUAUUUUAUCCGAUGCUUAAAACACAAAGCAUGUUGAAUGUUAUGGCGUUAGGCGAUCAAGACGGAGGGUAUGGGAGCCGACUUUCCAGUGGCAAUUGAAACCAGCUCGAGACAAAUAUGGCGUUAUGGAUUCACUCUAUGUAUAUUAUCAUGAGUUUGAUCACUUGAGAGGAAGAAUGGGGUAGUCAUAUGGACCUGAUAUGGUGAAAA